Messenger RNA from Eupeodes corollae, 2840 nucleotides. It is a transcript of the gene TBC1D23, whose product is annotated as TBC1 domain family member 23. The record is from RefSeq and is a predicted model, not a curated record. NCBI's taxonomy places the organism in Eukaryota, Metazoa, Arthropoda, Insecta, Diptera, Syrphidae. The coding region runs from base 259 to 2352 and encodes 697 amino acids. The transcript is spliced from 2 exons. Gene Ontology annotation, cellular component: trans-Golgi network. Gene Ontology annotation, biological process: retrograde transport, endosome to Golgi.
UUGACUGACACUUUGGCAACCUACUGUCAAUUAAAAGAAAAAUAUUUUUACAAUUUACUUUUUCAAUUUUGCAGUGAAAAAUAAAAUUUCUCUGCUUCGAAAAUCCAAUUACUAAAAAAUUUAACAUUCUAAAAUAUCACCAAACUAAAUUCCAAAGAAUUAUGUAAACAUUCAAGCGUUCAAAAUCACAAACAACUUUUGCAAUUUAUCUCAAAUAAGAAAUUUUAUCUUCACCAAUUUCUAUCUCAAACAAAAACGAUGGACGACAAUUUGUGGUUAAUUGAAUUAGAGUCAGCCUUGCUGGACGAUUGCAAUGUGAACGAUAUCUAUGCGAUAUGCGGUGGCAAGGCAAUACCUGAGUCACUGCGACCGGACGUGUGGCAAGUGUGUCUGGACGUGAGAAACAAAUCCGACCAGAUGUCGCUCUUCAAUGAGAUCUACGACUUGCCAUUUCAAAACAAACUACGAGAGGACUGCAACCGCAUGGUCGAACGCAUUGGCAACGACGACGAGGAUAAGGUAUCUGUUAUUUCGGACUUGGAGUCCAUCCUCACGUUCUACUGCAAGAACAGGAAUCUUCCAUAUGAGAGUGUGAACGGAUGGAUUGAGUUGUUGCUGCCUCUGUUGUCGUUGAAAUUGAAGCGAUCCGACACUUAUAAUCUCUUCGAGGCGAUUAGAGACACCUACAUCCCCAAAGGAUGCAUUGCCAAGGGUAAUGUUUUCCACGUUUUCCGAUUGCUCAUUCAAUACCACGACCCGGAACUCUGCUCAAUGCUGGAUACGAAGAAGAUUUCUCCCGACUUGUACUCGAUGCAAUGGUUCCGCUGUCUUUUUGCAUCUACGUGCAGCUUAAAUGUGAUUCUAUCGAUGUGGGACCUGUACUUCCAACACAGCGAUCCGUUUUUGGUGUUUUUCCUGAGUCUGAUAAUUUUGAUCAAUGGCAGGGAUCAAAUCCUGGCUAUGAAAAAUGCCCCCAAGGAGGAGAUUUUGCGGUUUCUGACCAACAUGCCGUGUGCUCUGGAAACCGAUGAUGUUGUUGACUUCUGUUCUCUGGCUCAGUACUACGGAUCAAAGACUCCGUCCUCAUUUAAGACAGAUUUCUUGAAGGCUUUGUAUGGGAAUCAGAGUAGUGCGAAGGAGGAGCAGUGUAGCGUUUCUCAAGCUCUUUGCUUGCCAGUAUCGGUUUAUGAACUAGUGGAGAACUCUUCGAUAGAAUUAACUGCCCCCGAGGCUGUGCGCUUCUUCUUGGUGGACUGUCGUCCUGCGGAGCAAUACAAUGCCGGGCAUUUGUCGACUGCUUUUCAUUUGGACUGCAACUUGAUGCUGCAGGAGCCAGUGGCAUUUUCUACUGCAGUGCAGGGGCUGUUGCGGGCACAACGCCAGGCCAUCGAGGCUAAUUCAAAUGCAGGAGGGGAGCACCUGUGUUUCAUGGGCAGUGGGCGCCUCGAUGAGGAUCAAUACACUCACAUGGUGGUGGCCUCAUUUCUGCAGAAGAACACCCAGUUUGUGUCUCUACUCUCCGGCGGCUACAUUUCCAUCCACGAAUACUUUGGCGAACACAUGGCCGACUGCCUCGAGGACCACGAACCCCGCAAGUGUAUUGUAUGUUUGAAAAAUUCCACCGCUCAAAUAAGCGCCCCUCCGAAGGUUGCACGCCAUGUGCCUGAGUCGAAGUCUACCAGUGAUUUGUUUAGUAAACUUUCGGCGGCCAUGAAAAUGAAGUCGGCCGAGGUUAAGGAAAAACUAAUGGACAUCAUCGUGAAUCCGAAUGCGGCAACAACACCAAACAGUAAUGUACAACACCAAAUCCCAGACAAGCAUGUUUCUCCAAGUGAGAAGAAUGGCAAGCGCUACAGAAAUGUCGCACCCGUCUUCAGCAUCGACGACGAAAACGACGACCAAUUCACGGAAACCGAGCAACUCGAUUCGCCGACCAAUUCAGCUGGAGGCAAUAGCCAAAGCAACUUAGGUCCCGAUGGCAAAGAAAUCGUAUCCAUAAACCAGUACUUAAAGUCACCAGACAUCAUAAAAGCCUUCAAGUGCCAAGAGGUGCACAUGAAUGGCUACAUGUACGACAGUCACUUAAUUAUAACCAGCUCACAUUUGGUGGUCUUGCGAGAGUUGAAUCGCGGCCAGGCUCAGGUGAUCGUGCGCCGACCACUUGCCAGCAUCGUCAAGAUCACAGCGAAGAAACGCCAUCGAGAUUUGAUCACCUUCAAGUACGGCUUCCCCGAUGGCGAUGGCCUGCUCAUCACCGACAUGGACCGUUUCCUCAUCCCAAAUGCAAGCGAGGCUACGGCUGUUGUGUCGAAACACAUCGUCCAAACUCUGGAUGGAGCCAAACUGACGUAAUUGAUGCAAGGAAGUUGAUAUAGUGUUUUUUCGUUUAAUCCUUUUUAUUUUUUUAAAUUAAAGCCUGUUGUUGAAAAUGUAAAUAAUUCUUAAGGUCCUUAAUGUAGAAGUUAGUUUUUUGAUUGAUUUCGACGCGCACCACAAAUGGGUUUUAUUUUUGUUUCUUUCCUGAUUUUUUUUCGGGAUCAGGAAGAAGCUCAAAUGUGGUGGCUUAUUUAGCAACCCAUUUAUUUUUUGUAGUUGAAGUAGUUUGUAUUUAACUCGGUAUUUAACCAUGGCCGCGUCUAGAAGGCGUGCAAGGUAGUGUCAAAUGCAAAACCAAUAUUUGACUAAAAAUAAAAUAUAUAUUUAAUAAAUUAUUAGUAAAACAAAAAAGAAUAAAACCAAGCUGAAUGACUUAUAUAAAUUAUGUAAAAUAACUUAAUACUUAACAAUUUUAGAGAAAAUAUACCUAUAAAACUUUUAACUGUAAACGUAGGAAAGACAAA